AUGGCAAUGAUUACACGUUAUUGCUCUCUUGCUCUGGUUUUAUUGUGGUGUUUAUACAACAUCUCAUUCUUGAAGGCCAAUGAUGGUGGCUUUAGUGUGGAAAUGAUCCACCGCGACUCGUCAAGAUCACCAUUGUAUCGUCCAACAGAAACUCCGUUCCAACGAGUUGCGAAUGCUGUGCGUCGUUCGAUCAACCGUGGGAAUCAUUUCAAGAAAGCUUUUGUGAGCACAGAUUCAGCCGAAUCGACUGUAGUAGCAAGUCAAGGUGAAUACCUAAUGAGAUAUUCAGUUGGAAGCCCACCAUUCCAAGUAUUGGGUAUUGUUGACACAGGUAGUGACAUUCUUUGGCUGCAAUGUGAACCCUGUGAAGACUGUUACAAGCAAACCACUCCAAUAUUCGAUCCUUCAAAAUCGAAAACCUACAAAACCCUACCUUGCUCUUCUAAUACGUGUGAAUCUUUGCGUAAUACCGCUUGCUCUUCGGACAAUGUGUGUGAAUAUAGUAUUGACUAUGGUGAUGGUUCACACUCAGAUGGAGAUCUUAGCGUGGAAACCCUAACUUUAGGGUCCACUGACGGUUCUUCUGUCCAUUUUCCUAAAACCGUGAUAGGAUGCGGGCACAACAAUGGGGGGACCUUUCAAGAGGAAGGCUCUGGCAUAGUUGGCCUUGGAGGAGGACCCGUGUCUCUUAUAUCUCAAUUGAGUUCUUCAAUUGGUGGAAAAUUUUCCUAUUGUUUGGCACCAAUAUUUUCAGAAUCUAACUCAUCUAGCAAACUCAAUUUUGGAGAUGCUGCUGUGGUUUCUGGGCGUGGAACUGUCUCAACCCCUCUAGACCCAUUAAAUGGACAAGUAUUUUAUUUCCUAACCUUGGAAGCAUUCAGUGUGGGAGACAAUAGAAUAGAGUUUUCAGGCUCCUCCUCUUCUGGAUCUGGUAGUGGAGAUGGAAACAUUAUAAUUGACUCUGGUACAACACUCACGCUUUUGCCACAGGAAGAUUACUUGAAUUUGGAAUCAGCAGUAUCAGAUGUAAUUAAAUUAGAGCGUGCUAGGGAUCCAAGUAAACUCUUGAGCCUAUGCUACAAAACUACAUCAGAUGAACUGGAUUUACCAGUCAUCACAGCACAUUUUAAAGGUGCAGAUGUUGAGUUGAAUCCUAUCAGCACCUUUGUUCCGGUGGAAAAGGGAGUAGUAUGUUUUGCUUUCAUUUCAAGUAAAAUUGGUGCCAUCUUUGGGAACUUGGCACAACAAAACCUCUUGGUUGGCUAUGACCUCGUAAAGAAAACUGUCUCCUUUAAGCCCACAGAUUGUACCAAGGGGUGAUUGCCUAUGGCCUCUUGUUUGGGUCCAAUAAAAUCAGACAACCCCCAUUAUCAUUAUUCAUUCUA
Molecule: messenger RNA, 1385 nt
Organism: Glycine soja
Lineage: Eukaryota; Viridiplantae; Streptophyta; Magnoliopsida; Fabales; Fabaceae
Product: aspartic proteinase CDR1-like
Exons: 1
Coding region: 1-1320 (439 amino acids)
Biological process (GO): proteolysis
Cellular component (GO): extracellular region
Molecular function (GO): aspartic-type endopeptidase activity
Source: RefSeq, a predicted model, not a curated record